Molecule: messenger RNA, 822 nt
Organism: Colletotrichum truncatum
Lineage: Eukaryota; Fungi; Ascomycota; Sordariomycetes; Glomerellales; Glomerellaceae
Product: short chain dehydrogenase
Biological process (GO): secondary metabolic process
Cellular component (GO): cytoplasm
Molecular function (GO): oxidoreductase activity
Source: RefSeq, a predicted model, not a curated record
AUGUCUUCCAAACGCAUCCUUCUCAUCACCGGGGCCAAUACUGGCAUUGGCUAUGAGACCGUUCGAUUCCUCUUGGAAUCCCCCAAGUCGUACCACAUUCUAUUUGGAUCGAGAUCCGCAAGCAAGGGAGAAGAAGCCAUUGCCCGGCUCAAGAAGGAAUUCCCUUCCACAUCCAGCUCGUUAGAGCUUCUCGAGAUCGAUGUCACAAGCGAUGAUGCUAUUUCCAAUGCAUUCAAAAGAGUCAACGAAAAGCACGGCCUGCUUGAUGUCUUGGUCAACAACGCUGGCGCGUCAUUCGACCAAUCUCUUUCAAAGACUAAAUCUGAUGAAGUUGACAUCGCAAGUGUCCGCGAGUCUUUCAACAAGGCAUUUGACGUCAACACAUCGAGUGCAAAUGUCAUGACCUACGUUUUUGCACCUCUGCUAUUGAAGUCAUCUGAUCCCCGUCUUCUCUUCAUCACCAGCGGGCUGUCCAACUUGACUGCCAUGGAAAAAGGUGGCCUGAUGCCCCAUCUACCUAAUUACGUUACACCUGCAGGAUGGCCGAAGCCUCUGUCAGUAGUCGGGUAUCGCUCGAGCAAAGCUGGGCUGAACAUGGUGAUGUCGAGCUGGCAUUGGUUGUUCAAGCAGGACGGCGUCAAGGUUUGGUGCAUCUCGCCUGGAUUUCUGGCGACCAAUUUAGGAGGCAACCAGGAGCUGUUGAAGAAAAUGGGAGCCGGAGAACCGAGUCGUGGGGGCGAGUUGAUCAAGCGAGUAAUCGAGGGAGAGCGAGAUGCCGAUGUCGGCAAGAUUGUUAGUCAGGAUGGCGUUCAGUCAUGGUAA